AUGGUUCGGUGGAGGUUGUGCCUGGUGCUGGCCGUGCUGCUGCUCCUCCCGGCAAGGAGUCGCUCCAAGUUGGAGGAUGAUGAUGACGACGAGCGAAACGAGGAGGACGAUGACGAAGACGAAGGAGAGGACGAGGAGGAGGACGACAGCGAACAGGUGGAGAAGGCGGACACGGGGCCAGGGAGGCGGGCGCCUUCGAACCUGCUGCCAGUCAACUUGCCGGCGCCGAAACCGGUGCCCGUGACGCGGACCACGGCCCGCCGCUCCCUCGAGUGCUACGUGUGCGCGUACAAGGCGGAAGCGCAGCUGAAGGCCUGCCUGGACCCGACCAAAUACAGAGUGCACACAAUCACAUGUCACAACGUAGACGACAAGUGCUUCACGUCCGUGGUGUCCAAGGGGAACACUUACGAGGCGGUCAUACGCGGCUGCCGAUCCGGCUGCCUCGGCACCUCGGAGACCACGUGCUGCGAGCUGAACCGUUGCAACAACCAAGCGCUAGCCUUGCCAGUCAUAGCGCCGAGCGCUCUGAAGGACAAAUCAAGCAAAUCGAUUCCGCCCACCGUGUUCUUUUUCGUCACUGUUUUACUGUUGCUUCAGACGCGCCUUCCUUUAAGGGCUCGGAAGGCAGAAGGGCGCCGCGUAGGGUCACUCAACCUCGGCGGUCAAGCCGCCCUUCCGCCCAAU
Molecule: messenger RNA, 687 nt
Organism: Iphiclides podalirius (scarce swallowtail)
Lineage: Eukaryota; Metazoa; Arthropoda; Insecta; Lepidoptera; Papilionidae
Source: the annotation of a GenBank genome assembly